AUGUUACGCUUCAACGAGUGCAAGGCGGAAGACCGCGUCUUGCCGAAGCCAACCGAGGCCCCGGAAUACAAUGCCGACUACACGACCACCAUGAUGUCGGGAGGACUGCUCGCGUCGCUGAUAUUAAAGGUGCCGUCCGCCUUCUUCCUCACGGGCGCCGUCUUCAUAUCGCGUUGCUUCGCUGCCGACGCGCCAAUCGAGUGGUCCAAAGCGAUAGUCCCGCUUUCCGGCAUGAUGCCGUCGCUAUUCCGGCUCACCACCGACGUGGUCCAGUGUCUCUGGAAUGGCACGCCACUAUGA
Messenger RNA from Babesia bigemina, 300 nucleotides. RefSeq lists its product as hypothetical. The record is from RefSeq and is a predicted model, not a curated record. The coding region runs from base 1 to 300 and encodes 99 amino acids. The transcript is spliced from 4 exons. Lineage: Eukaryota; Apicomplexa; Aconoidasida; Piroplasmida; Babesiidae.